UCUAAUUAGUUAUAAAGAGUGUUCAUAUUAGAAGAAUCCCAUUGUAUUGUGGCUAGGCAGCACAAGAGUGCUUUGAGUAAGAUACGAGGAUAAAGAUGAAUUCCUAUGUAGAAAAAUGUACGAGUGUAGGUCUAAAUGCAUGUAAUAAUGGGCAUACAAUUGUUUCUGAGAAAGCAACAUGUAAUACACAUGGGGAAGAUUCUGCUUAUUUUGCUGGCUGGGAUGAGUAUAGAAGGAAUCCAUAUGACCCCUUACACAAUCCCUCUGGUGUGAUCCAGAUGGGUCUUGCAGAGAAUAGGUUGUCAUUUGAUCUAUUGGAAAGGUGGUUAGAAGAGCACCCAGAAGUAAAAAUUACAUUCAGGCAGGAUUUAUUUAGAAAAUUGGCACUUUAUCAGGACUACCAUGGGUUGGAAGAUUUUAGAAAGGCUAUGGUCAAUUUUAUGGAGGCAGUGAGAGGAAACAAAGGUAAACUUGAUCCAGACAGGAUAGUAAAUACUGCUGGAGCAACUUCAGCCAACGAAGUAUUAAUGUUCUGCCUUGCUGAUCCAGGAGAUGUUUUCUUACUGCCCUCUCCUUAUUACCCAGGGUUUGACAGGGAUCUGAAGUGGCGCACAGGUAUAGAGAUAGUCCCAAUCCAUUGCUACAGCUGCAACAAUUUCCAGAUCACCAAAUCAGCAGUGAUAUCAGCAUACAAGGAAGCCCAGAAAAGAAAGAAGAAAGUUAAAGGAAUUCUCAUAACAAAUCCAUGCAACCCACUGGGCACAACAUCAAGUGCCAAAACAUUGAAGAUGCUACUGGCUUUUGCACAUAGAAAGAAAAUACAUCUAGUGUGCGAUGAGAUAUAUUCAGGAUCAGUCUUCUGUUUUCCAGAGUUUCACAGCAUUGCUAAUAUGAUGGCCAAAGAAAAUUACAGUAAGAGGGAUAAUGUACAUAUAGUGUACAGUUUAUCAAAGGAUCUGGGUCUUCCAGGCUUCAGAGUUGGGAUAAUCUAUUCCUAUAAUAAUACAGUAGCCACAGCAGCUAGAAGAAUGUCAAGUUUCUGCAUGGUUUCAUCCCAGACCCAGCAUUUACUGUCUACUAUGCUUUCAGAUUCAGAAUUUGUAAAUAAUUAUAUAGCUGAGAAUAAGAAGAGAUUAGAAGAGAGGUAUAGAUUGGUUGUUUCAGGGCUUGCACGAGCUGGUAUUAGAUGCUUGGAAGGGAAUGCAGGUCUUUUCUGUUGGGUAAACAUGAGUCAUCUGCUUGUAUCAAAUGACUUAGAGGGAGAGUUAAAACUAUGGAAAAAUAUAUUAUACGAAGCCAGAGUGAAUAUAUCUCCUGGGUCUUCCUUCCACUGCAUGGAGCCUGGUUGGUUUCGAGUUUGCUUCGCCGAUAUGAACAUUUCCACCAUGGAAGUCGCGUUGAGAAGGCUUGAAAACUUUGUAAAGCAAUGCAAGGCUACGCGUUAGGCUUUGUUAUUUACGUAUUCUUGAAGACAAAGCUAGCGUAAUCUUGUAGUUUAAGUAGACAUAGAUGUAUAUAAUUGUUUACAUGUAUAUAAUACUAUUAAUACUUACAGUUUGUUCCUACAAACCUGUGCCGACAUUUUAU
Messenger RNA from Cryptomeria japonica (Japanese cedar), 1587 nucleotides. Its product is annotated as 1-aminocyclopropane-1-carboxylate synthase 3. Gene Ontology annotation, molecular function: transaminase activity; pyridoxal phosphate binding. The coding region runs from base 96 to 1445 and encodes 449 amino acids. The record is from RefSeq and is a predicted model, not a curated record. The transcript is spliced from 4 exons. Gene Ontology annotation, biological process: amino acid metabolic process; biosynthetic process. Lineage: Eukaryota; Viridiplantae; Streptophyta; Pinopsida; Cupressales; Cupressaceae.